Molecule: messenger RNA, 3975 nt
Organism: Dunckerocampus dactyliophorus (ringed pipefish)
Lineage: Eukaryota; Metazoa; Chordata; Actinopteri; Syngnathiformes; Syngnathidae
Gene: chic2
Product: cysteine-rich hydrophobic domain 2
Exons: 6
Coding region: 225-737 (170 amino acids)
Source: RefSeq, a predicted model, not a curated record
AUGUCGCGUUUCCGGUGUCGUACAGCGACUGCCGCGGAUGUUGAUGUUUUGUUUGUGAGCCUGCUCCUGGAAGAUGUGAAAUAUCGGGUUUGGGACGCCUCGCUUUCUUCUCUACUUGUUUAUUCUCCAUCCGACCAGGUUUGCUAGGAGCAAUCCCGGGCGGCAUCGUGUCUGACCCGGCGUCUCGACCGGGGAGCAUCGCGGUUCGGCGGGGACGUGGUGCGAUGAUGGAGGACUUUGACGAGAUCUACGAGGAAGAGGAGGAGGAAGAAGAGGACGAGGACAGGGCCGCGGAGGAACAGCUUCUCAAGUACGCUCCGGACCCGGUGGUGGUGCGAGGCUCCGGACACGUCACCGUGUUUGGGCUUAGUAACAAAUUUGAAUCGGAAUUCCCUUCAGCACUUACAGGCAAGGUAGCACCAGAAGAAUUCAAAGCAAGCAUCAACCGCGUGAACAGUUGUCUGAGGAAGACUCUGCCGGUGAACGUGAGGUGGCUCCUGUGCGGCUGCCUCUGCUGCUGUUGCACACUUGGCUUCAGUUUGUGGCCUGUCAUUUGUCUCAGCAAGAGGACAAGAAGAUCUAUAGAGAAGCUUCUAGAGUGGGAGAACAGUAGACUCUACCACAAGUUGUGUUUGCAUUGGAGACUGAGCAAAAGGAAGUGUCAAUCCAACAACAUGAUGGAAUAUGUAAUCCUAAUAGAAUUCCUCCCAAAGAUCCCCAUCUUCAGACCCGACUAGCCCGUCUGCCCUGAAGAUGCCGACUAACGAACUAAAGUCCCUCCUGAAUCACUCCGAAAGGAUUUUUGUGUUGACAGGGUACAACAUCCACCCUCUUAUUUUCUUUUAUGGACCACUUCUCCCACCAUUACCAAGCUUUUUUGUUUACAAGAGUCCUAAUUGGUGAUUCUGGAGGGGGGGAUUCACACCCAUCCUUUUAGAUUUUACAGCUGGAAACAGUUCUACAGACUGAAGCACAGAGUGAACACAUGGUGAAAGGAACACUGUUGGCAGCUCAGAUACUGUCCACCAAACCACCAAAUACACCCCAGUGCUUUUUUGUUUGUUUUUUUAAACAGGAGAUUGUGGAGGACUACUAAAUAUUAGACUCCAAAAAGCUCAUAAUUGAAGAGUGUAGCAGUCUUACAAGGAGCACCACUGUAAGGAACCACCGUCAACAUGACCUGCACCCAGAGACAAUCAGUCUGAAUGGAUGAACUACUUUGGCUCAACAAGGAGGACAAAUAGAUUUUUUUUUUUUUUACUGUUUUGGGUGACAUCACAUCACAGAUUUUAUUUGAAAGGCAACCUUGUGGUUUUUUGCCAACAAACAGCUUGACAUGUAUGCCAUAUUUCUUCAUUUUAAGUCUCUAUCUGGUCAUGUGUCAACCUUAAAGUAAAAGCACACGAUUGUCUUUUUGUCCUCCUUCAUAUUAUCCUAUCCCAGGGGAGAUACACAGCUACGAGUGUGGCCCAGAUCAGAAAAUACGACGAAAAGUAACAUGACAGUAAUUGUUUUAUUUUGUAGUUUAAAUAAUGGUUUAGUCCAACACUCAUCAACUUUUGUUACAUUUCACAUUUUCAUUACACAUUAAAAAUGACUAGGACAUAUUUUGUCUCAAUGUUUGGAUUUGACACAGUAUGGAGUAGAGAUGGGCGUUUGGCGACGUUAUUCUUAAUCUACCGAGUAAAAUGAAUCGAUUAUUUAAAAAAAUAUUAUGUUAGGAUCUCUGAAUGGUCCCCACACCUAUGUCCAUGCCAGUGUUGUAUUGAGCAGAAUAAUGUGCCAAGCCACCUUUAGACCACAAACAGAGACUGAAUCAACAGCGUCUCUGCUGGUGGCAGCCAAGUAAUGCACUUCAUUGUGCCUCAAUUACUUCAAAACACAAUUCAUCACUCAUCUGAAUUCUUAAUUAUUGUUAUUCCCAUCCCUAUGUGAAACAAAGCGGCCUAUAUAUGUGGGUCACACUCAGGGGACUAUCAUCGAUCAACAAUAAAAAUGUAGCACAGUCAGGGUACUCUCUAAGGUUAUUAUACCACAUUACUUGAAUAUUUGUUUAAUAUAUAUAUACAUAUAUGUAUAUAUACAUACACAUGUAGUAUAUUCCCCGACAACUGUUCUAGUUGAAUGAAGGAAGUGAACUUAUAUUACCAGAGAACUAUUUUGUGUUGUUUCAUGUAAUGUGCUUGAUAUGUUCUGCACAUUCCCAUACAGUUAAAAUGAGUGAUGGCCAAAUUUUGAGUUUAAGUGAAUUUGUAAUGGUUGAAUGGGUAACUUUUGGCUGGAAAUGACACAAGGAAGUGACACUCAAGUUGUUUUUUUUAAUCACAGUUUGAAAACGUAUAUCCGUUAUCUUAGCAGACAAGGGAUCCUGUAAAUUCUCACAUAAUCUCGGCCAGAGGAGUCCAAACGUUUUCCAUCAAGGGCCGCAUACUGAAAAAUCAAAGGAUUGGGGGCCCUUUUCUACAUUUUUUAAAUGUUUUUUAUCUUUAAAGAAAAACAACAGCCUGCAUCUCAGCUUUGUUGUUGGUGACAAAGAGGGUUAUUAGAAUGAACUUUUUCUCCUUAUGUUAUACUUUUUUGCUGUUUUUUAUUUUUACAAGUACUCUUUUACAUUUUUUUCAAGUAAUAUUAUGACUUUAUUCUCAUAAUAUUUUGAUCCUAUUAUAUAUAAAAACUUUUUUACCAACAUAAUUUUCCAAAAAAUUGCAACAUUUUUCUUUGUUUUGUUUGUUUCUCAUAUUGCAACAUUUUUUCAUAUAUUUCAACUUUAUUAUUUUUACUCUUCAUUUUAUGACUUUAUUCUCCCAAUAUUUCAUCUAUAUUCUCGUAAAAUUAAUGUCCUUUUUUUCCAUCUUUGUUGGGUUUUCUUUUAGUUUUCUUGUUUAAAUGUCUUUUUAGAAUGUGCAGAGGGCCGAUGAAAAAACAGCCGCGUGCUGUAAACGGCGCCCGGUUUGCACUUGAAACAUCCCUGAUCUAGCCUAUUCAGUCUAGAUCUAUACAUUUAGAAAACUGGACAUGCACGUGUAGAGAAAGGUUAUGAAGAAUUUUGGACAUGUCAAUAUUUAAAAAAAUAACAGUUGAUAUUUCUUUUUGUCACUGGAGCUUAAAGAACACAUGACUUCACUUAAACUCAAAAUAUGAAUUGCCGUAUUGACCCGGAUAUAAGACGCCCCUCUUUUUAAAGGAAUUUUUGGAAAACAAUAUCAGUGAAAUAACUGGUUGCUGCUUAACAGUUUGAUGAUGACGGUCUUAAAAUUAGCAUCAUCACAUCAUCAUAGCACACAACUUGUUGCCCAACCUUUUGACACACUUUUUUUCCCCCAGCUGAUCUCUGCAGCUGGUGUGUGUGAGUGACAGGAAGAAAAGCUCUGUCUCGUGCCACCUGUUGGUUUGCAUAAAUAUCUCUAGACCCCAAAUAUAACACAACCUUUGUUUUGCGGACUGCUUUUAGGGGAAUCAUGCCAUCGUAUAUUCAGGUCAAUACAGUAAUUUGAGCGUAAGUGCACAUUAUCACUGGGUCGUGACUUUUCUAUGUGUUGGAUCUUAUUUAGCUGUCUAUAAACAAAGGCGUGAGGCCAUAAUAUGCAGAUAUUUGUGAAGCGCGGACACACAUGAUGCAAAUGUUGAUCUCAGACUGUGAUUUGAAGCCUGCGCAGAAACAAUUUUCUUAUUAGUGUGUGUGUGUGUGUGUGUGUGUGUGGUUAGACAGUGAUCUUACCGAGAUCCGCCUCCUCAUGGCAUACAGUACCAGUCAAAAGUCUGAAGACACCUUCUCAUUUAAUAGCAAGACAAAGUAUGUCUAAACUUUUGUAACCCCUUGGUGAAGUCUCAGAAAUAAACAGCAAGAAGCGACACAAUGCCAGGAAAUGAAUGUAAUGCUUGUGUGUUGUUGGGAAGAAAGAUGUAUGUAUAUAUGACCCAUAUGCAGGUGUAUGUGCAGUAAUAAAUUACCAAUAAAGCAGGCUAUGGGGCGUC